CAACCGUAAGCAAAAAAGGAAACCAAGCAGACAAAUGCGGAAGUACACCAGCGUUACUAUCUCGCGUGGUAGACUACUCACUGAUCUUCGAGGUAUUGAAAACCAGCCGCCAAACUUCGAAGCAUUUCGUUUUGGAAACGCUGCAAAAAUGGCGUCCAAACAGAAGUUAAUAAAACGCCAACAGAACAAGCUAAAUACCACGAAGUUAAACAUUACGUUUGAGCCUUCUAGUAUAGACUCCACAUUGGUUGAAGAGAAGCUGUUUGGUCAAGUAGAGGACGAGGCCAGCGACGACGGACCCGUGGUGUUUAUCUGCGGAAAGUGCAAACUGCCAGUGGGAGACUCGAUGUCCUGGGAUGGAAGUGAAGACGGACUCAACCAGAUAAGACUUAAGCGUGUCACAGAAAACGUCGUCGUUGGAAAAGAGAAUCGACUCUACGAAGCAGAUCAAAAGUCCGCCUGUCUAAUCAUGGAUGUCUUCUGUCGAGGCUGCCAAACCGUGCUGGGCAUGGUGUAUGUAUCCACCCCAAAAAACAUGGACCACAAGCGAUUUGCGUUCUGUUUCAACGUAGCGGACAUUGACAGCUAUGUACUUGGCUCAGCGAGCCAGAUGUUGGCAGCAGAGGGCCCCAAAGAGCAGCCGGUCACGCUGGAGUACCGAGGCGUUGUUCAACAGCAGCUGUCAGAGUGAGUCCGCUUCAGAUCGCGUCCAGUGUGUAGCCGUCCAAGCACAUGUUGAGUUUCAUCCUUUUAAACUGUUUUGAUGUGUAAAAAUAUUUGGAAUAAAUGAAAUGCCAGCUCCAGCAGGAGCACAUGCUCUCUCUGUUUAUCCUGCUGACUGUAAACUUCUCUUUGCUUACAGGCAGUUUGUUAUUGAUUGUCUAUGCACUUGUACUAAUGAUGACAUCAACUUGGUUCUGGGAAGCUCUUGCUGCUGUGACGGGUAGACUGUUGUAUCAGACAUUACCUCAUCACUUCACGCUGCCCCCUGUGAAUACAUGUGGUAUUCUUCCUAUUCUAGUUAGAUUAAAGCAUUUGCCUUUGGAGUCAUGUUGAAUGUUGGUAUUUACAGUUAAUGCAUUUCUACAUAUGCAUUUAAUAAUUUUUCCUUUUAAAUGUCUUUCUGUUUUGCUGAGGCUCAAUAGACUUAGUAAUAUAAAAAUGUAGAGGAUAUCGACAUUUCUAACAGGAGCGCUGUAGGAAUUGGCAAAGUUAUUCUGAAUAAUCCUUUGUUUAAAACACAUCUUAUAAUAGUACAAACUGUCCAGUAGGUGGCGAUGGCAGGCAGGAGUACCUGCCAGUCCUCCCACAGUCUGGCACCGGGGACAAUAGCAGCGCUUGGAAGCAUGUUGAGGAAUCUUUUGUUGGAAGGAAAACAUGUUUUGCUCAUGAAGUGUCUUUGUCAGUGAGGCCGAACGCACAACUGCUAUUCGGCCCUCGACUGUGGCCUGCGAACUGCUGCAGGUGACAUCUGGGCCUGUGCGCUGAGAUGUUAUCUAAGCAACGAUACCCUUAAACAGGUUCUACUGCCUGACAGAACAGAAGGCAAUAACAGCUACACGUGAGCAACAAAGCGCUGCAUGUGCCUUCAAGUCCUCACGUACAUUCGUACAUAUGCGUGAGUUCACACCAGCUGCCUUGGCAUUAUUGUGUCUGCGACUUGUUCAGUCACUUUGGGUGAAUUAUUGCCUCCUCUCACCCGCUCUACAUUUAUGACCCAUAAAACAAAUACACGUCUGACUUAAUCAGUCUUUGAGUUUAUCUCACACAAUGAAGCCAGUGUCACUGCUUUAAUAAUGAUUCUAUAGUGUGCGGUGGAGACGGCUGCCUCAGGGCACUGUUUAAUGAAAUGAGUUCCCUUUGGUUAAUAUAGGUUACUACUUAAAUCCACCGUCGCCGACCUUGUUUGUUCUCAGUGGGAUUUGGCUGGAGAUGAAUCUGGCUGUGGUUGCACACUUAAUUAAUUGUAUGCGGUUUCAUAGCCACAGUUUAUUGUUAGCUGUGCUGUAACAAGUUUAUAAUAACCUUUGGGUGAUUCGAGUACAACCAGUGCUGUCGGCGUCUGCUGAUAUACGGCUUUUAUUUCAGGCCUCUGCCGUCAUUUUAAUGCCACAUGAUCAGUAUUCCUAUUGAUUUUUAGAAAAGGAAAACUCAGCAGUCAUUUCUGCAGGUGUUUAAAUUAUUUGUUGACCAAGUUCCACCCUUUCAUUGUGAAGCUUUGCUCUUUUGCUUACCUUUUUAUUGGGUUUUGUUUGGUUGAGGCUAUUUUAGAACUUUAUCGAGGAAAAAAAACCCUUCUUAAUUCUGCAACUUUCCUCUCAGGACCCCACCCGUGUCCUACAUUCGUUCCUCUGUCCUUAGCUAUUCUGUCCUGUAUGAUCCGAUGCCACCACAGUUAAUGUAUUCUGUCUGUCUGUCUGUCUGUCUGUCUGUCUGUCUGACUCGUAGACACUUGUUUGGGUGUUUCAUCUUAUACCCUCACUGACCUGCCUCACCCCUCCCCUCCCCUUCCCGGCCACCUCCCCUCUGGCUUUGUCACUCUCCCUCACUGUCGCUGUUCCCCCUUUUUCCAAUUAUCUUCCACUCCUCCCUCCUUUCUUCUCCACUGCCUCCUGCUGUUCCCCUCUUUCCCCACCUGUCCAAUUCUCUCCUUCGCUUCCUCCCUUUGCUGACUCGCAUCCACGCAUUCCCAUGCGCUCAUAUUAAAUUUUCUUCCACUCUGCCUCUACUGUUCAUCUCCACACCUCCCACCUGCACCUCCUGAUAUUGUACCUGUUCUCGUCCAC
This is a messenger RNA of Betta splendens (Siamese fighting fish), 2786 nucleotides long. It is a transcript of the gene mis18a, whose product is annotated as MIS18 kinetochore protein A. Gene Ontology annotation, biological process: CENP-A containing chromatin assembly; chromosome segregation. The record is from RefSeq and is a predicted model, not a curated record. Gene Ontology annotation, cellular component: nucleus; chromosome, centromeric region; chromatin. Lineage: Eukaryota; Metazoa; Chordata; Actinopteri; Anabantiformes; Osphronemidae. The transcript is spliced from 5 exons. The coding region runs from base 35 to 691 and encodes 218 amino acids.